AUGAAGUAUUUCAACCUGCUGGGCUCCAGCUGGUUGAAUGUCAGCCGGGCCAUGACAUCGGAAGACAAUGCCAUCGGCCCCCUCGGCCCCGACAUCAGGCCUAGCAAUGGGAGUCCUCAUGUCGUCUGUGACGAGGUUAACGGAGUGUCGCGAGCCACAAGUCUCUACUGGAGCAGCAUCGCGGUCCAGGCUCUUAAACGAAGCUGCGAGUUCCACGAUGGGGGUUUAUUGUCACUCGAGGCCAAAACUGCCAAUUCCAACUGCCCCCUUGGCAAUGCAAACAUCAUGUCGGCUCAAGAUGCAUCGUCAGCGUGGAGAGUCAAGAUCGAUGAUCUUCACGCUUUCUCCAAGCCACCCAGACCUGCAACCCAUGGUUCAGACUGUCGCUUGACCCACGGCACAACUGCACGUAGACGAUCGCUUUCCUCUUUGGGCCACCAACAGCGUGCGGUUGACUAA
Pyricularia oryzae 70-15 is the source of this 459-nucleotide messenger RNA. RefSeq lists its product as uncharacterized. NCBI's taxonomy places the organism in Eukaryota, Fungi, Ascomycota, Sordariomycetes, Magnaporthales, Pyriculariaceae. The transcript has 3 exons. The record is from RefSeq and is a predicted model, not a curated record. The coding region runs from base 1 to 459 and encodes 152 amino acids.